Molecule: messenger RNA, 1369 nt
Organism: Orbicella faveolata
Lineage: Eukaryota; Metazoa; Cnidaria; Anthozoa; Scleractinia; Merulinidae
Source: RefSeq, a predicted model, not a curated record
UGAACGUUCGCAUAAAAAGGGAAAGAAAAAGGAUAACAUUGAGAGCUUGGGCCGCCUGUGGAUUCUUCAGCAUCACAGCUGAGGCACAAUGCGCUAUUGUAAUAUAAUAUAGUUUUCUGUCACGUUUGUCACGCGAGACUCACUGUUGCCUCGCACAACGUGAUACGUAUUGUGUAGGAUUUGAACUUAGCGAGCAUGGCUUGCUGUCAAGCUUGUAGAAGCUGUUGUGACGGCGCUCAGUCUCACAAAAAGGAUUCCGUAUGGACUUGGAUCGUUUGUGUUGCCGCUGCCACAAAUCUGGCUUUCACUGUUGGAUUAAUCUACAGCUUUGGAGUGCUGUUACCAGUGUUGAUGGACUACUUCAAAGAAAACAGGGAAAGGACAGCUUGGGUUGGUUCUUUAUCCAUUGCAGUUUGUCAAGGAUGUGGUCCAUUCGUUGGUUCUCUGGUAAAUCGCUUUGGCUGUCAAAAAGUUUCUAUUGCUGGUUGUGUGACAUGCGCAAUCAGUUUAACAGUAGCCUCCUUCGCUAACGACUUGGCAAUUCUGUACGUGUGUUACGCUGUCUUCGGCGGUGGCGCAAGCUGCGUUUUUCUGUCAAGCUUAGAAAUUGUCAGAAAGUGUUUUGACCAAUGGAGAUCAAUUGCGCUCGGAAUCACCUCGGCUGGUCAGGGCCUGGGUACAAUGGUUCUCAGUCAAAUCCUACAAUCUCUUGUCAGUUCUCUCAGCUGGAGGAAUUCUUUGAGAGUUGUUGCAGGUUGUUUGGCUAUAACCAGCUUCUUUGGUCUCUUGUAUGAUUCAAAGAUAGACACUGCAAGCAUCAGUGAGAUGCAUACAAGUGAAGAGGCUGAGCAGAGACGAACGUCCAAACGUUUUACGUUCCAUUGUUCGGUAUGGAGGGUUCCUGGUUUUCCUGUACUGACAGUCCUCUUUAGUUUUGUAAUGUUUGGGCGCGCAACUGUUUUCGUACAUUUGGUUAAAUACUGUGAAGAUCGUGGUAUGUCUUUUGACGCAUCAUCAAGGCUCCUGCUUUUCAUGGGAAUACAAAUUGUUGUUGGACGUUUUGCAUGCGGGUUUCUCUGUUCCUACAAGCGGCUGGACAACUGGUAUAUUAAUCGAAGCUUGUUGCUGGUAAACGGUACAUCGACGAUUCUUCUUACCUUGGCUCAAAAUUACGACGCGUUCAUUGCAUACGCCGUGUUAUUUGGUUUUUGUGAUGGAGCUUGGGCUACAGUUAAUAACAUUCAAUCGCUUACGUGUGUGGAUCAAUCUGAAUAGCUUUAACCGGGAAAUUUUGUUCAACUAGUUUCACUUCUACGUUCGGGGGCUUAAGCAUUUCCAGCACAAGCAUUUUACGAGCAAUUUUGGCAGU